Suillus clintonianus is the source of this 1066-nucleotide messenger RNA. RefSeq lists its product as uncharacterized. The transcript has 6 exons. Lineage: Eukaryota; Fungi; Basidiomycota; Agaricomycetes; Boletales; Suillaceae. Bases 114 to 674 code for a protein of 186 amino acids. The record is from RefSeq and is a predicted model, not a curated record.
UGGCUCGGACUGACUCGGGAUUCUUUACUAACUCUGCCACGUACGACUGACUCCUGAGACUCCACUUUCAAGUUCACCCUCUCACACACACCAGCUCUGUUCCUUAGCUAACCAUGGCACACAGCGAAACUUUAUCAUCAGCCUCCCUCCUUGGUAUGCUGUCGCCUAAAGGUGUUUACCUUCUAGGCUAUGGCUGGCUCUACGGGAUGUCUGUGUGGGUGUCAUUCUUUGGAGGAAUAAUUGCUUUGCGGGCCUUGCCUAGACACCAGUUCGGCGCUCUUCAGCACAAGACUUUCCCAGUCUACUUUUCUUCCUCGAUUGUACUCUCCUCGGCUUUGUUGGGGCUUUGGGCAUAUGCUCAUCCUGGACUUCUUGCCAACGUCACCAGUCCUACUAGGGCUGAUGUUGCACAGGCAUAUGUGCUCGGAAGUGUCAUAGUGCUACAGGGGUGCAACCAAUUGGUUGUCGGGCCGAUGACUAGUAGCACUAUGUUCCAGCGACACAAGCUGGAGAAAGAAGAAGGCAAAAACUACAAUGAUCCCGGAGUUUCCGACCAAAUGAAGGCCUUGAGUGCGAAGUUUGGAAUGUUACAUGGCAUCAGCUCGCUGGCCAACUUGGGCGCCGUCAUUGCCUUGACCUUUCACGGCUUGUGGAUUGGAAGCUACGGGUUGUGAAGUACUCUCCGUAAAUCAUAAAUCAGUCCGAGGAGCAGCCGUGUGGCUCUAAACAGCCAAAGUAGAUAUUACGCAAAAAUACAGUUCUAAGCAGUACAGUCAUGCACCUACAGACUCCAUGGAUGGCAUGUAUCCCUCUCUCAAACUUCUCUCCAGCCUCCUGAUUUCCUCGAUGGAGGUUGCCUUUGCGAUGGCCAGUUUGACCUUCUCGGCGUCUUCUUUUGACAUCAGCCGACCUGCCUUCCCUGACAGCGCCGCUGGCUUGGGCUCGUCAAGAGUGACGGCCGCUUUUGAACCCUGCUUCGAUACAGUUGUGGAUAUCGUCGUUGCAAGGGCAGUAGGUAAGCCUUCUGCCGUGAGGAACAAAGACUUUCCCGCCUCCCGCUCCUGAA